AUGAAGAGCAGUACUACUAUGGAUACUGGUGAUCACGGUCAAGAUCUGGUACAUGCAGAAGAAGUAGAUAGUGGAAGAGAAAACCCUAACACUGGGUUUGUUGUUAUGGAUAUUCCGGAAGAAGAUAUGUGGCUCGAGAACGAUAUUCAAGAGCACGAUCGUGAUCAUCAAGAUCUGCUUGAUGUGAAUGAAGCUUCGAUAUUCUACAGUGAGUUUCCUGCUCUUCCUGAUUUUCCAUGCAUGUCGUCGUCUUCAUCGUCGUCUUCGACUCCGGCUACGGUCAAAGCCAUCACUUGCUCGUCUUCGUCUUCCUCGGUCUCGUCGUCCACGUCGGCGGCUUCUUGGGCGGUUCUGAAAUCAGAUGCGGAAGAAGACGUGGAGAAAAUCCAUGGUGGUCAUCAGAACAACCUUCGCCAUCACUAUAAUAAGCACGAUCCGGGUACUACGCCGGCGGCUCUGUCGUCCACGGCUUCCAUGGAUUUCUCGGAGCAGCCGGGCGGCGAUGACAACCCGGGACUCGAUUGUAUUGAUAUGAUGGAGACUUUUGGGUACAUGGAUCUGCUGGAGAGCAACGAGUUCUUUGACCCGUCGUCUAUUUUCCAAAACGACAGCGUUGUGGAGAAUAGUUUUCAAGAAGAGCUUUUGGUAGUCCCACGAGCUGAUCAUGAAGAAGAAGAAGAAAAAGAGCACGGUGAGAAUUUGAUGAUGAUAAAGAAUGGAAAAAAUGAUGAGAUGAUGAUGAUGAUGAUGAUUGAGAACGAUCAAGAGAUUGAGGAGUUGGAGAAUGAUGAUAAGGAAGCGCCAGACGAAAUGGCGAUGGUGUUCUUGGAUUGGCUGAGGACAAACAAAGAGACUGUUUCGGCUGAUGACUUGAGGAGUGUCAAGAUCAAAAAGUCCACCAUCGAGGCCGCGGCGAAGCGUUUGGGUGGUGGGAAAGAAGCCAUGAAACAGUUGUUGAAACUCGUUCUCGAAUGGGUGAAGACCAACCAUCUCCAGAAACGACGAAUGAAAGAAACGUCGCCGUUUCAUAGCACUGGAGUCCCCACUGGUAACAAUGACCAGUAUCAAAUAGACCCAAACCCUAACCCUAGUAAUCUCAACUCCAACGCCUUCACUACUCAUGAACCCAACAACCCUAAUUGCUUCGCUCACUCGCCAUGGAACUAUGACCCGGCCCCAACCGUUGUCGUUCCUUCUCAGGCAUACCCAUCUCCCGUGGUUGGAUUUAUGGGUUCGGAUCCGUUUGUUAACGGGUCGGGUUCAUACCAACCCAUUGAAUACACUAACAACAACAAUAUGCUUGACUCUUCCCCAACGUGGCCUCCGUCCCAGUUCUCUUUGGCGUCACCUUACCCCUCGUUUCCGGACAACAACGGUCUCCAAACGACGCCGUCUCAACAUGCACAGGCUUUUUCUGGGUACGGCAGUCAAUAUCCGUAUCAGUAUUAUUCUCAGGAGGGUGAUCAGCGACUGGUGAGGUCAGGUUCCUCGGCGACUAAAGAAGCUCGAAAGAAGAGAAUGGCUAGGCAGAGACGUCUCUUAUCUCACCACAGGCAUCACCACCACCACCACCAUAACAACAAUCACCAUCAUCAGAAUCAAAAUCAAAUAAUGGAUCAUCAACAUGCAAGACUGAAUCGGACCACUGAUAUGAAUUGUACCAACAUAGCCCCGCCUCAACCGAACCCGGCUAACUGGGUUUACUGGCCUCAGGCUGCGGUCACCGCAGCCGGUGCCGCUUCUCCGCCGCCGUUGCCUUCUGGGAUUACGGCAGAAACACCACCUUUACACCCUGUAGAUCGUCACCAAACUCAGUCGCAGAAUAACUUUCAGGGGCGAAGUCCAACCGAAAGGCGUCUGGGUUGGAAACCGGAGAAGAACUUGCGGUUUCUUCUGCAAAAAGUAUUGAAGCAAAGCGACGUGGGUAGUCUUGGGAGAAUAGUUUUGCCUAAAAAAGAAGCAGAAACACAUCUCCCUGAGCUUGAGGCAAGAGAUGGCAUUUCCAUUCCCAUGGAAGAUAUUGGAACUUCUCGUAUUUGGAACAUGCGUUAUAGGUACUGGCCGAACAACAAAAGCAGGAUGUAUCUCCUUGAAAACACAGGGGAUUUUGUGAGAGCCAAUGGACUCCAAGAGGGGGAUUUCAUUGUCAUCUACUCGGACAUCAAGUGUGGCAAAUAUAUGAUACGAGGAGUGAAGGUACGGCAACAAGGGCCAAACCCAAACCCAAAAUCAGAGAACAAACGGCCAGGAAAGUCGCAGAGAAACCAACAUACAAGCAGUCCAGCUGGGACCAACAACAUUAAUAGUAAUAAAAAUCAUAAUAAUCUCUCCUCAAUCACAGAAAGAAAACAGUAA
Humulus lupulus (European hop) is the source of this 2355-nucleotide messenger RNA. RefSeq names its product B3 domain-containing transcription factor ABI3. The record is from RefSeq and is a predicted model, not a curated record. The transcript has 6 exons. Bases 1 to 2355 code for a protein of 784 amino acids. Gene Ontology annotation, molecular function: DNA binding; DNA-binding transcription factor activity. NCBI's taxonomy places the organism in Eukaryota, Viridiplantae, Streptophyta, Magnoliopsida, Rosales, Cannabaceae.